Molecule: messenger RNA, 453 nt
Organism: Chaetura pelagica (chimney swift)
Lineage: Eukaryota; Metazoa; Chordata; Aves; Apodiformes; Apodidae
Product: ubiquitin-conjugating enzyme E2 R1-like
Exons: 4
Coding region: 1-453 (150 amino acids)
Biological process (GO): protein polyubiquitination; ubiquitin-dependent protein catabolic process
Molecular function (GO): ubiquitin conjugating enzyme activity
Source: RefSeq, a predicted model, not a curated record
AUGUCACUGACUGGCGAUGUCUGCAUCUCCAUCCUGCACCCACCCGUGGACGACCCGCAGAGUGGGGAGCUGCCCUCGGAGCGCUGGAACCCCACCCAGAACGUGCGGACCAUCCUCCUGAGCGUCAUCUCGCUGCUGAACGAACCCAACACGUUUUCUCCAGCCAACGUGGACGCCUCGGUGAUGUACCGCAAGUGGAAGGAGAGCAAAGGGAAGGACCGGGAGUACACGGACAUCAUCAGGAAGCAAGUCUUGGGCACGAAGGUGGAUGCGGAGCGGGAUGGUGUGAAGGUCCCCACCACACUGGCCGAGUACUGCGUGAAGACCAAGACCCCAGCCCCAGAUGAGGGCUCCGACCUCUUCUAUGAUGACUAUUAUGAGGAUGAUGAGAUGGAGGAGGAAGCAGACAGCUGCUAUGGUGAUGAGGAUGACUCUGGCAAUGAGGAAUCUUGA